Exophiala viscosa is the source of this 1427-nucleotide messenger RNA. RefSeq lists its product as uncharacterized. The transcript has a single exon. Lineage: Eukaryota; Fungi; Ascomycota; Eurotiomycetes; Chaetothyriales; Herpotrichiellaceae. The record is from RefSeq and is a predicted model, not a curated record. The coding region runs from base 196 to 1311 and encodes 371 amino acids. Gene Ontology annotation, molecular function: oxidoreductase activity.
GAAUGCGAUAUCAAUGCGCGACAGGGUCAGUCGUUCUCUCUUUCCUUUAUCAGAACAACAAGAAUGACCCUCUCAUGCCCACUGACUGCACAUGCCAACCUUAUAAGACCCCAAGAGUGGCUUUCGUCUUGAGGUAACCUCCUCGCUUCUACUACACUUUGCGUCUAUCAAAGUGUCAGUUCUCCCAUCUUCACCAUGUCUACCACAACCACCAAGACCACCACGGAGACCAUCCCUCCCACCACUAACGCCCAAUACUAUGGCAAACUCCGCUACAUUCCCCUGGGCGAGACGCCCAAACCUUCUCCCCACAACUUCCAUCUUCCCGAGAUGAAAGAGUUCGGCGACGUCCGUCUCCAGCCUCUAGUCGACAUGCGUCCCGUGCCUACCGUUGCCGACUUACCAAAUGCGAAAGAAGGAACCGCUCAAUUGUCCACGCACGGCUUCGCAGCUGUCCACCAUCCCACCAGCAUGAACUCGGCCCCUUAUACCAUAAACAGCUGGAAGGACCCCAACUUGCUCAAGCAGCACUACGUCCCGGAGACGGAAGAGAUGGUCAGGCAAAUGACAGGCGCCAAAACCGUCCUUACCGAAGCCCUCCUGAUCCGCAGCGCCAUCUGGUCUGAGCAGGACGCCUUAGCAACCCAUGCUGGACAUGGUGAAAAUGAGCCUGAACCCGAGCAGAAAUCACAAGAAGACACAGAUCUCGAACUCGGCUUUCCCCAGUUCAUCGGCUUCUCCAAGAAACAUGGCGGUGCCAGCCCAGCGCCCAAGGUCCACCUUGAUUAUGCGCCCAACGGCGCACGUACGCAUCUCCGCAAGUAUCAUCCAACCAUGACGACUGCGGCCAAGGAGAUCAUAGCCGCCGAGGACAAACUGCUCGCCGAGGGCAAAUCGCUGCGGGAGACGUACGCCGAGUCCAAGCUCGGGCCCCGUUGGGCACUGUUCUCGAUCUGGCGACCUUUGAAACGCGUCCACCGCGAUCCCCUGGCGCUGGGCGAUGCCCGCACCUUCCUCGAGCGUGAUUACGUGCCUGUGAUAGUCAAGACCCCAAAUCUAGGUAUUCCAGGUGAUAUCUCCACACAUAGCACCGAGAGCUAUCUCGCGCACUGGUCGGAGGGUCAGAAGUGGUACUUUGUUCCCAAACAGGAGCCAGAGGAAGUCUUGGUGAUUGGAUUGUUUGAUUCCGAGCGGGAUAAGGAGACUGUCGCCGCGGGAGGUACAUUGCACAGCAGUGUUGAUUUGCCGGGAACUGAGAACGAGGAGCCCAGAGAGAGCGUGGAGUUGAGAUGCUUGGCCAUCUGGGACUAGUGGUCUUCUAACAUGAAACUUUUGAAUGCUUGAUGAAACAUGCACUUCCCGAAUGUUUUGGCCUCUCGUCGAUCGAUGCAUCGGACUGAACAGUGUUCACCUAGUCCUGGAACAGA